This is a messenger RNA of Babjeviella inositovora NRRL Y-12698, 2903 nucleotides long. It is a transcript of the gene STE13, whose product is annotated as Ste13p. The transcript has a single exon. The record is from RefSeq and is a predicted model, not a curated record. Gene Ontology annotation, biological process: proteolysis. Gene Ontology annotation, molecular function: serine-type peptidase activity; dipeptidyl-peptidase activity. Bases 135 to 2768 code for a protein of 877 amino acids. NCBI's taxonomy places the organism in Eukaryota, Fungi, Ascomycota, Pichiomycetes, Serinales.
UGAUUCAAAGCGCCUAUUGUUUGCACCCUAAGCUUAUGACCUCUUAUUAAACGCUCAUUUAUCUGAACUAUCACCCACCCACUGUCUUACCUUUGUCACCUGGCCACGUUUCACUUAAUCAUUCACUCUCUGCCAUGUUCUCAGGACUUAAAGCCAAAGACCAGAGCUACGAACUCGUUGAUAAUCCUGCGAACUUAGGCCCAGAUAUUGAACUGAGCGCACCAGGCCCCUCAGACCCUGAUGACAUGUCUACUACAUCAAUCGUUCUUGAACGCAUAAACGCCGCAGCGGAUCAGACCGGCGCUGAGGACUUUCGCACACGUAAUGCAGAGUUUCUGGAUUCAGACCGUGAAUACAUCAACAACCUCUACGGGAAGCAGCGUGUGGUACCGCGCAAAUACCUCAUCUGGACGGUGGCUGUCUUCGCGGUUCUCUGGGCCAUGUCUUUAUUUGCCUAUCUGAGCGGCCCGUUGAACCACGAUGACUUCAAACCAACUAAUGGAACCAGUGUAAAGCCUGGUGCACACUUGAAAGGCUUGAAGCCAUAUACGAUGUCAGAUUACCUCGUGGGCGCGUUAUUCCCCUAUGGCAGCUCGUACGACUUUGUUCCGCCGCAAGGACACCUCGACACUAACGAUGACGAAGGUUUGCAUUCCAUGCUCUUAAGGAAUAGUAUUGUGGUGCGGAAGGUGGCGAACGACACGUUUGAGCUGAUAUUGUUGGAGGACCGCUUUGUAUUGCAUAACGGGGUCCUGUACUAUCUCAGUACGGUGGCUCCGUUGUACGACCUCUCCAAGAUGAUUUUGGGAUCGUCGAAGAUCCCCAUGUGGAGACACUCUUCCAACGCCAAGUAUUUUCUUAUGGAUAUUGCGUCUAAGAAGGUCACCCCUAUCCAGUACCAGAAGGAGGGUGAUCCAAGAGAGAUCAGUUUCGCCAAGUGGUCCUCACUGGGAAAAUACAUCUCGUUUGUGCAAGACAACAACAUUUACAUUAUGGAUGCCACAACGGGUGAGGUCACGCCUGUGACCAGUGACGGCACGCUCAAUAUCAUCAACGGGAAACCGGACUGGGUAUACGAAGAAGAAGUCCUUGCCCAGGAAUCUGCGCUUUGGUGGUCUCCGGACGAUACCACACUCACAUUCUUGAAGACAAACGACACCAAUGUCCCAAUCUACGACUUGGAUUACUACAUCCGGGCCGGUCAGUACCCCGAACACUUACCGUUGAAGUACCCGAAACCUGGAUAUUCCAACCCGAUUGUGAGUGUCCUCAACUACGACCUUGCCUCUGGGAAGAGCUCGGCCGUAUCGGCUCCGGAUCUUGGUGAAGAUUUUGUGGUUUACAGCGUUCAAUGGAUUGACGCCCAGCACUUGAUGCUCAAACAGACCGAUCGCACCAGUAGCACGAUGAUGGUGCGGGUGUACGACGCCGCUACGCAUCAAACAACAACCACUCGUACCUUUGAUGGUGUAGAAAAGCGCACCUGGACCGAAAAGGCCGAGCCAGUGUUGUUGGUGCCACGCCACAAUGUCACUGGUUACGUGGACUUAGUUAUUGUGGACGACUUUCCGCACUUGGCCUACUUUCCCAAUGCGACCGCCACGCAGCCGGUGAUGUUGACUAGCGGAAAGUGGGAGGUACCGGAAAACGCGUUCGCCUACGACUCCACCACGCAGCUCGUCUAUUUCAAGAGCCCGAAGAAUGGGGUCAUGGAGUUGAAGAUUGCCAGUGUGAAUGUCACAGGGGAUGCGUCGCAGUCGGUGGUGUACGUAACCCCAGACGAGGGUCACUACUCUGCUUCCGCCAGUCAUGGUGGCCGCUUUCUCCACGCUAAGAACGAGGGACCGGAUGUUCCGCAUGAGUAUGUAAUGGAUACCUUGCUCCAUGCGUCACUAAAGGAGGCUAAAGCCUUGCCAUCUCGUACUGACCUCCUCCCUCGUAUGAAAGAGUUUGCUCUCCCAACGAAGAACUACUACGAGGUAGAACUAGAUGAGACGAUGUCGGACGGAAGUCCUGUCACACUCAGUGUGAUGGAGAUCCUUCCGCCUAACUUUGACGCCUCAAAGAAGUAUCCGUUGCUUGCAUCCUACUAUGCCGGUCCUGGAUCCAAGAAUUUGUUCAAGAAAUUUGAAUACGGGUUCAACGAAGCCGUUUCGUCCUCCAUGGAUGCUGUGGUGUUGUAUAUCGAGCCACGGGGGACCGGGGCGAAGGGCUACGAAUUCCGCCGUUUUGCGUACGACCGUAUUGGCCACUACGAGCCCCGGGACAUUACCACUGUAGCCCAAAAGUGGAUCGCAAAGGGGUUCAUCGAUGUCUCCAAGACGGCCUGUUGGGGCUGGUCAUACGGUGGCUUCACCACUUUGAAGGUGCUUGAGUAUGACGGGGGCAGGACGUUCAAGUAUGGCAUGGCGGUGGCUCCGGUCACCGAUUGGAGGUUCUAUGACUCCAUUUACACCGAGCGUUACAUGCAUUUGCCCAUCGAUAACCAGGUGGGCUACCUGGACGUGUCGGUAGUGAAAAAUAUGACGGGCUUCGCGAACGUCACACGCUUCCUUGUGAUGCACGGGACCGCAGAUGACAAUGUUCAUUUGCAGAACACGAUGGUGCUUUUGGACAAGUUUGACACUGCUGGUUUGGACAACUACGACAUGCAUGUGUUCCCAGACUCUAACCACAGUAUCUACUUCCACAACGGCCAGAAAAUGGUUUGGGAGCGUUUGACCCACUGGUUGACCCAGGCUUUUGGAGGUAAGUUUGAGACGUUUUAGUAAGUUUGUGUGAACCGGGGGAAAUGGAUAAGAAUAAGAUUCGUAUGUAAAACUGUUGUGACUAUAGUACGGAGAAUAGAUAUAAGUUACUGUAUGAACUUGACUCAGGGUUAGACUAAGAACGGAGAAUGCAAC